CAACCACUGACAGGAUCAACGUGUAUGAUAUCACUUGUCACUUGUUGUUACCUCUUGUCCACUGUGGUAGUGCUCAGCUUGCAGUAAGUGAAGAAACUCCAGAAAGGAUGGUCUGAUUUUGGUCUGGCAAACUAUGGCUGCACUUAUCUGUUAUCUCAACAAAACUAUGGUUUCUAAACAUCGAAAAAUCUCCAAACACUGACCUGUAGAAGAUACUUGCCCACCUGUCCAAGUCUCAUACGGUUGGGGACUUGGGUACCACAGGGUAAUGAAUGGCAAGAAUAUUUGGCAGAUCAAUGAGGAGAGUAAAAUGUUUACUUCUCUGUGUUUUACUGACAAUUCUUGUCUGCCUCUAUUUGGCGUUUACUCCACUACAAGACACAGCUAGAGAUGAAGCCAGAAAUGUUCAUUCCAGUGUCCAUGACAAAGCUGCAACUUACGGGGAAGAGCUACCUGACAAGGGAGAUAACCCUACAUGGGGACGUCACAAGCUAGCGGUCAUUAUACCAUUCAGAGAUAGACUUGAGGAAUUGCUUGAGUUUGCUCCUCUUCUUCAUGAAUUUCUUGCCAAGAAAAAAGUUCGUCAUAGGAUAUUUGUCAUCAAUCAGAUUGAUAAUUUUAGAUUUAACCGUGCUUCCCUUAUCAAUGUUGGGUUUUUGGAGUCGGCCAAUGACACUGAUUACAUUGCCAUGCAUGAUGUUGACCUUGUACCUCUGAACUUUGACCUGGAUUAUGGUUACCCGAAGGAAGGACCUUUCCAUGUAGCCGCCCCUGAGCUUCACCCUCUGUAUCAUUACCCCACAUUUGUGGGUGGUAUUCUGCUUCUUACAAGGGACCAGUUUUUAAAGGUGGAUGGAAUGUCAAACAAGUACUGGGGGUGGGGCAGAGAAGACGAUGAGUUUUUUGUCCGCAUGAAGCAGGCCAAGUUGACAGUGUAUAGACCAGAGGGCAUCACCACCGGUAAGAAGACAUUUCACCACAUCCAUGACCGACGUAAGAGGUCCAGAGACAACAAGCGUUAUUUCAAUCAAAAAGAGAUUACCAGACGGCGUGACAGAGAGACAGGGGUGAACACUGUACAAUACAAGGUACAGAGCCUAAAGAAACUGACGAUAGACGGGGCUCCUCUGACAAUAAUGAAUAUCAUGCUUAGCUGUGAUUUAACUGUCACACCUUGGUGUUUAAAACCUGAAGAUCAUGCCAAAUACUUGGACAGUAAAGGGAAAGUAUUGCCAGAUAACUAAUUAUAUGAACAGGAUUUUUUUGUCUCAUUUCCCUUUUUUUUUGGUUUUAAUGAUUGACAUAUUUUUGCAUAUAGCCAUUGGUUCCAGGCCUGCUUGGUGUAUGUAAUUGUUACAUAAAAAAUUUGGUUCCAUACAACAUGUAUGUUUCAUUCCCCUACCCCUUUGGUAACUGGCCUGUACGUAGUACACAAGAGCUUACGUGAUAUCAGUGAUAUAGAGGUACAUGUAGGUGUACAUUUAGUACAGCGAAUGUUUAUUCUUUGUUAACAUUUUAUUUGUUUAUUUAUUUGAUUGGUGUUUUACGCCAUACUCAAGAAUAUUUCACUUACAUAAUGGCAGCCAGCAUUAUGGUGGGAGAAAACCGACAACGAUUUUCUCCGGGGGAAACCCAUGACGAUUCACAGGUUGCUAGCAGACCUUCCCACGUACGGCCGGAGAGAAAGCCAGCGUGGGCUGGACUUGAACUCACAGAGACUGGAUUGGUGAGAGGCUCCUGGGUAUUUACACUAUGCUGGCAUGCUAACCAACUCGACCACAGGGGCUCCCCAUGAAGACUUCAUGAAAUAUUUUCUUGGGAAUUCUCCUUCCUCCAUUGUUCUCACUACAUUUCAUAGGGCCAUUUCAGCUUACAUUAUGUUCAUUCGACAUCACUGGACAUCCACGAUUAUGGAUUGCUAUCACUCUGUCACAAUUGGGAAGUUAUUUGCCAGAGGUUGGCAGUUUAUUCUGGGCACUCUGGUUUCCUUCACCCUUAAAACUUGACAUGGCUGACUGCUGUUGUAUUGGUGAAAUUUUCUUGAAUGGGCACCAAUCAGUCAAUCAUCAUUUUACAGGAAAUGACUGGCUAGAAACUGGCUAGAACCCAGCUCAGCCAUUCCAUCUAGUCAAGAUCCAGAUAAUCUUUGUUAUUAUCUUUAAAUUAAUUACAGUUUCACGGCACACUCAAGAAUUUUUUGCUUACAAGAUGGCAGUCAGUCUUAAGGAAAGGGUGCCCAGGUACACCACCGACCUUUGCCAACUAUCAAACUUUCCAAACAAAUUGACAACUGCUUAUUUUGUAUUCUGCAAAACUACGUGGUCACAAUUCUUCACUGUGGUGUGACAUUGUAAAGGUUAUAAACAAUUUCCCACCUCUAGUUCUUUAUGAAAUGUAUUUGUAAUUUACUUUCUAUGAUCUAUUUCUGUGAUUUUGAUCGAGGACUACCAUAUGAAAGAUCGAUGCCAUAGUAUUACAUGUAGCAAGGCUGAAGGUGAUGGUCAACACCUUUCAGCUCUUAAACUUACAGUUGUUAGUACAUGUAUUAUAAUUAUAAUGUGAAACAAGUACAUGUAUGUACUUCCUCACGGGAGUAAGUUUAUAACUGGAUUUUAAUCUUACGACCUACAGAGUAAUUUUAUCUUGGGUUGUUUAGUCAAGACUCCUUGAGACUCGUUAAGGUCAUGAAGGUCGGACUGGGGGUGCUUAUAGCAGGUUUCAUACAAUCUUGAAAACUUUGAAAAGCUUGGAAAUAGAAAGGAAGUAGAAAAGUCAUUUACUUAGCUAUUAUCUAGCUGAACUAAUAAGGUCAUGGUACAUU
Liolophura sinensis is the source of this 2821-nucleotide messenger RNA. Its product is annotated as beta-1,4-galactosyltransferase 7-like. The transcript has 6 exons. Gene Ontology annotation, molecular function: xylosylprotein 4-beta-galactosyltransferase activity. Gene Ontology annotation, biological process: proteoglycan biosynthetic process; carbohydrate metabolic process. Gene Ontology annotation, cellular component: Golgi apparatus. The coding region runs from base 273 to 1244 and encodes 323 amino acids. NCBI's taxonomy places the organism in Eukaryota, Metazoa, Mollusca, Polyplacophora, Chitonida, Chitonidae. The record is from RefSeq and is a predicted model, not a curated record.